Molecule: messenger RNA, 4571 nt
Organism: Etheostoma spectabile (orangethroat darter)
Lineage: Eukaryota; Metazoa; Chordata; Actinopteri; Perciformes; Percidae
Gene: itga11a
Product: integrin, alpha 11a
Exons: 30
Coding region: 151-3753 (1200 amino acids)
Biological process (GO): cell-matrix adhesion; integrin-mediated signaling pathway; cell adhesion mediated by integrin
Cellular component (GO): integrin complex; external side of plasma membrane
Molecular function (GO): integrin binding
Source: RefSeq, a predicted model, not a curated record
UCUUUUACCGAGCCCUCCACCGGUUCUCUUUUCCUCAGCCCACCACAUACACUCUCACAGCAGUCAUCACUCACUCACACCCGAACACACACACACAAACACACAUGCACACACACACAUACACAAACACACACACACACACAUGCAUGCAUGCACGCUUGCACCGGCAAACAUAUGGAGUACUUCUGCUUCCUCCUGCUCUGGAUCUGCAGCCAGCAGUUAGGCUUCCACGACUGCUUCAAUAUCGACACAAAGAACCCCAGGAUCAUCAAAGGCCCUAAGCAAGCCCAGUUUGGAUACACUGUUCAGCAACAUGUGGCUGCUGGAGGAGAAAAAUGGUUAUUAGUGGGCGCUCCAUAUGAAAUGAAUGGUCCUUAUCAGACAGGGGAUGUUUAUAAAUGUUCACUGAGCAGACGAACCAAUGGAAACGGUUGCUCCAAGCUCAACUUAGGAAGGAUAUCUCUGACCAACGUAUCAGAGCGAAAGGACAAGAUGAGGUUGGGAAUGACACUCACGUCGAACCCUCAAGACAACAGCUUUGUGGCCUGUGGGCCGGUAUGGUCCUAUGAGUGUGGCAGCUCUUACUACAGCACUGGCAUAUGCUCCAGAGUCAAUGCGAGCUUUAAGUUCUCCAGAACGAUUGCUCCUGCCUUUCAGAGAUGUGAGACAUAUAUGGACAUAGUGAUCGUUCUGGAUGGCUCAAACUCCAUCUACCCCUGGUAUGAAGUGCAGGCUUUUCUCAUCAACAUUCUUCAGAAGUUCUAUGUUGGACCAGGUCAAAUACAGGUUGGAGUUGUUCAGUAUGGUGAGAAGGUGGUCCAUGAAUUCAAACUCAGCGACUACAAAUCUGUUGAGGAAGUGGUGAAGAGAGCGCGCAGUAUCAACCAACGAGGUGGGGAGGAGACCAACACAGCUCUUGGCAUCAACAUAGCACGCUCACAAGCUUUCAAACAAGGAGGUCGACGAGGUGCCAAGAAGGUGAUGAUAGUGAUAACUGAUGGAGAGUCACAUGACAGCGCGGAUCUCCAGCAAGCCAUCGAGGACAGUGAGAAGGACGGUAUCACCCGUUAUGCCAUUGCUGUCCUUGGCUACUACAACCGUAGAGGAAUUAACCCUGAAGCCUUCCUUAAUGAAAUCAAGUACAUUGCCAGCGACCCAGAUGACAAACACUUCUUUAAUGUGACAGAUGAGUCGGCGCUGAAGGAUAUUGUGGACGCACUUGGAGAACGCAUCUUCAGUUUGGAAGGAACCAGUACGAAUGGGACAGCGUUUGGCCUCCAGAUGUCUCAAGCUGGAUUUUCAGCACACAACGUUGAGGAUGGGAUUCUGGUCGGUGCAGUCGGGGCUUAUGAUUGGAACGGGGCAGUGCUGAAGGAAACACGACAGGGAAAGGUGGUCCCUCCAAAGUCCUCCUACACGCAGGAGUUCCCUGAAGAGCUCAAGAACCACGGUGCCUAUUUGGGUUAUACUGUGACGUCUGUGGUGUCUGCCAGAAACGGUCGUCUACUCGUAGCGGGAGCGCCACGAUUUAACCACACUGGCAAAGUGAUCAUCUUCACUCUGAAGAACUCAGGCAACCUCACCAUCCUGCACUCCCUCAAAGGCCAGCAGAUUGGCUCCUACUACGGCAGUGAGAUUGCACCUGUGGAUAUUGAUGGAGACGGUAUAACUGACAACCUAUUGGUGGCAGCACCCAUGUUUUUCAGUGGAGGCUUGGAGAAGGGAAAGGUCUAUAUCUACAGAGUGACAGAGCUGAACCGUUUCGUCCUUGAGGGAGCAUUGGAAAUCCAUAAUGGUGGCCAGAAUGCUCGCUUUGGCUCAUCGCUCGCUCCCGUCCCCGAUCUGAACGGUGAUGGCUUCAAUGACUUGGUGGUGGGAGCCCCACUGGAAGAUGACCACAAAGGAGCCAUUUAUGUUUUCUUCAGCCAGCACAACAGAAUAAUACGCAAAUACAAACAGAGGAUAGCAGCAGUAGAUUUGGCUCCUGGCCUGCUGUACUUUGGCCGUAGUAUUCAUGGCACAAUGGACAUGAACAAUGAUGGUUUAGUGGACCUGGCAGUAGGUUCCCUUGGUGCUGCUGUUCUCCUCUGGUCACAGAGUGUUUUCCGGAUAUAUACCACUGUCAGGUUUGAGCCCAGUAAGAUCAACAUCUUUGUGAAGGACUGUCAGAGAGGUGGCAAAGACGUGACCUGUAUGUCAGCCAUUGUAUGUUUCAACAUUACUGCCAUGACAGCCAUUCCACCCACACAGGAAAUUGGGAUCAAAUAUAAUGUGUCCAUUGCGGAGAGACGUUUCAAUCCUCGGGCCAUACUAGACAACCCAAGCAUGCUGCAGCCUCAAAACCUGACACUGUUUCCUGAAGAAGAGACCUGCGACCACAUCUACUUCCACGUCAUGGAGACCACAGAUUAUGCACGGCCCAUAGUGUUUUCUGCACAAGUGGGGCUACAAGAAGCAGCCGACGGACCAGUUCUAGAUGAAAGCUGGCCUACUGUUGUGAGGACUGAGCUUCCCUUCUGGAACGGCUGUGACGAGGAUGACCGCUGCAUACCUGACCUGGCUCUGCAGAGUAUGACCGACCUGAUGACUCGAAAUCAGUUCUGUGCGCAGCCUGUCCAGUCUCGUGGUGCUUUCUGCCGCCAUCUAAGUGAAGGAGGGGGCGAGGGAUCUCUGCGGGUUAUAGAAGGAAACAGGAGGAGGAUGGUGGUGGAUGUCCGAUUGGAGAACAAAGGAGAAAACGCCUACAAUGCUCGCCUGAAUAUCACCUACACACCUAAUCUACACUUCUCUAGCCUCAUAGUCAAGGACAACUCUGACAUCAAAAUAGAGUGUUUCAUUGAGGACAAACUGAGGAAAGAGAAGAUCUGCAAUGUCAGUGCUCCGUUCAUGAGGGCUAAAACUCAGGUAUCAUUUCGCCUGGAGUUUGAGUUCAGUCACACUGUCUUCCUAGAGCAUGUCAGGGUUGUCCUGGAGGCCAGAAGCGAUGGUGAAGAAAUGAGCACGGUUGAUAAUUCCAAUGAUAUCUAUUAUUCACUGAAAUACGAGGCUGACCUUCUCUUCACUAGGAAUUCAAAUCAAACUAAAUAUGAGAUCAAAUCAGAUCUGGCACUGGAGGAGCCUGGAGUUAUCGGUCCUCCUUUCAACUUCACUUUCCAGAUCCAGAACCUUGGCUACUUUCCAGUAAAGGAUCUGCAGCUGAAUAUUGAGAUCCCAGAAAUGACCAAAAAUGGGAACCAACUUCUGCAGAUAUCUGACCUCUAUAUUGACCAGAGAGAUGGUACGCGCUGUUUACCACCUCAGCAUGUGGCACAGAGCAGGGCAUCACCUGAGGACCUUUCACGCUUCUCUCGCUUGAACCGGUCCAACACCCUAACUCUGCCGAUCCAAUGCACCGUCACCGUGGCCGCCUACAGAGAAAUUGCAGUUAGAAUCACAGGAGCACUACGAAUAGAUACCUUACACACACUGAAGUUUAAAAUCCUAGAACUGGGAACCAGUGGAUCAGUGGAGCUCCCCUCCUCCAGCCCCAUGUUUUUACAUGAAGAAAGGCCUGUCAGACAUAUAAUAUUGGAGAUCAGAAAGGAGGGAGAUUACAGAAUCCCUAACUGGAUUAUCAUUGGAAGCACGCUGGGAGGACUCUUAUUGUUAGCCCUGCUCAUUCUCGCUCUAUGGAAACUUGGCUUCUUCCGGAGGCAGAAGCGGAGAGACAAGGACGAGCAAGAGGCAAACGGGAAAGUGGCCGAAGAACGGUAACGCAGGCUGAGGGCCCCCAGCAGACAACUUUUCCACAGGGGACCCGUCACUCAGGGACCAACCCACCUCCCCCUGCUCCUCAACACCAAAGUGGUGCCACAUAGACAGUUCUGCAUGACCGCUGAAGCGAAGCUUGUUCAGUGCACUGGAUCUGUCCCACGCUACGACCCCUGACCUCCAAGAGUCAGCACUGUCACACUCACUUAACAUUCCUGCACUGUUGCGGCAUUAGGGCCUUCUUUGUCUAUGUAUUCACUGCCCUCCUUGUCGAACCUUCACAGAUCUUUGAGCUCUCGUUUUCCUGUAGCUCUGGUGCUUUUUCCGGUCGUUAAAAAAAAGAAAAAAAGAAUAGAGGGAGCUUUGAUCGAUCCGUCCCAAGAAUUUCAGGCCACAAUUUGCCCUUGAGGCAAGCGUUAGCCAAUCACUCUUUUGUCUCUUCCUGUUGUGUAUUUAUUUAACUCUUAUGGUAAAUUUUGAAAUACAUGAAAAACCUCAAGGGUGAUUUUCCACCCAAAAGCUACCACAAAUGUAAAGUUACUAUACUGUAUAUUGAAUUCGAUGUUUUAAAAGAUUUUAUCUGCAUCUAUCUGCAACAUGUUCAGCUCACUUGCAUAAUUAAUUUAUGAAGAAACAAAACUUAACUAAAGUCGCCAGAGUACAAAGAUUCAUGAUGUUUAACCUACAGAGACGUUUACAGAGUUUCUUGAUCUUUUUCUACAGAGGAGAAUCUUCUAAAACCUGCAUCCGGUCUUAAGAGUUCACUGCUUCUCUUUUAAUAGUUUCGUCCUGGAAAACAUUAAACAUUUGAUGCACUUUUA